Molecule: messenger RNA, 1050 nt
Organism: Aureococcus anophagefferens
Lineage: Eukaryota; Pelagophyceae; Pelagomonadales; Pelagomonadaceae
Gene: BIOB
Exons: 2
Coding region: 1-1050 (349 amino acids)
Biological process (GO): biotin biosynthetic process
Cellular component (GO): mitochondrion
Molecular function (GO): 2 iron, 2 sulfur cluster binding; biotin synthase activity
Source: RefSeq, a predicted model, not a curated record
AUGAGCACGUUGAACGACCUCGUCGCGCGGCGGUCCGCGCCGCGGACGGACUGGACGCGCGAGGAGAUCGCGGCCGUCUACGACGCGCCGCUCCUCGAGCUCCUGCGCGACGCCGCGGCCGUGCACCGGGCGCACUGGGACUCGCGGGACGUGCAGCAGUGCACGCUCCUGUCCAUCAAGACGGGGGGCUGCACGGAGGACUGCGGCUACUGCAGCCAGAGCGUCCGGCACAAGACGCACGUGAAGCCGACGCGGCAGCUGCCCGUGGACGACGUCCUCGCGGCGGCGAAGCGCGCCAAGGCCGCGGGCUCGUCCCGCUUCUGCAUGGGCGCGGCCUGGCGCGAGCUCGGCAACAAGAAGAAGGCCUUCCGCGAGAUCCUCGAGAUGGUCGAGAAGGUCAACGCCGAGGGCUUGGAGGUCUGCGCGACGCUGGGCAUGCUCAACGAGGAGCAGGCGCGGCAGCUCAAGGACGCGGGGCUCACGGCCUACAACCACAACCUCGACACGUCCCGCGAGUUCUACCCGUCGGUGAUCUCCACGCGGACCUACGACGACCGCCUCGCGACGAUCGCCAACGUGCAGAAGGCGGGCAUCUCCGUCUGCUCGGGGGGCAUCCUGGGCCUCGGCGAGGAGGAGAAGGACCGCGUCGGGCUCCUGCACGAGCUCGCGAACCUCCCCGGGGGGCACCCGGAGUCCGUGCCCAUCAACGCUUUGGUCGCCGUCCCGGGCACGCCCAUCGGCGACGGCGGCAAGGCCGAGCCCGUCGACGUCUUCGGCAUGUGCCGCAUGAUCGCCGCGGCGCGCAUCGUCCUCCCCAAGACCAUGGUCCGCCUCUCCGCGGGCCGCCUCGAGUUCUCCAAGGGCGAGCAGGCGCUCAUGUUCAUGGCGGGCGCGAAUUCCAUCUUCAACGGCGACGUGCUCCUCACGACGCCGAACCCGAAGUUCAGCGAGGACGCCCAGCUCUUCGACACGCUCGGCCUCCGCGGCCUCAAGCCCAAGCCCACGACGACCCACCUCAAGCGCGAGGUGGACGCGCCCAUGGCCGCGUAG